AUCCAUUUAAGAUUAUAAUUUUCUUAGUAGAACUUAAUUAUUAUAAUGUCAAAAUUAAUUAUCAAAUUUGAAAACAUUUUUAAUUGAUGUGUUUAUGGUUUACAUUAAAAUCAUUAUUUAAAACGUAAAAUUAACACCUUUUUAAGUCAAAACCCUUCAAUAAUAAGAGCUUUGUAAAUACCUUUGUACAUGCUAAUGAACCGAUUAAAUAGUGUUAGACUUAAUUUUGUAGGUUGUAUAAUCAGUAACUGCCUAUCAUGAAAACGUGCCAAAAUCGUUCGAAAACGAUGACAACCCUCGCUGGCAACAGCCACGCGUAUCAUGAAAAUAUUCAAUGAAGUUGUUGUGAUUUCUGAUAGUGAUCUAAAUCCAAUCAUCCAAACACCAAAAAAUCAGAAGACUUCCUUUGUAAUUAAACUCCUCAUUUCCUUUUUAAACCCUCUCAUAUCGCCUUCGCAAGCUAGAAUCUUGUAAUUCAAAGAAGGAAACAUUAAACAAUCAUGAGCAGGAACGAGCCAACUCGCGUGAUGAUAGGGGUGAAUCAGUCCAGCAUUAAAGGCUAUCCCCACGCCUCCAUCAGCUCCCAACGUGCUUUUGAAUGGACUCUUGAAAAGAUUGUUCGAGACAACAUCUCUGGCUUCAAGCUGCUUUUUCUCCAUGUGCAAGUCCCUGAUGAAGAUGGAUUUGAUGACAUGGAUAGCAUAUAUGCCUCUCCAGAUGAUUUUCAAAGCAUGAACAACAGGGAUAAGAAGAGAGGACUUCAUCUCUUGGAGUAUUUUGUCCACAGAUGUCAUGAAAUCGGGAUUGAGUGUGAAGCAUGGAUUCGAAAGGGUGAUCCACAAGACACUAUCUGUCAUGAGGUGAAGCGGAUACAACCUGAUUUGCUUGUUGUAGGGUGUAGGGGACUUGGUCCCUUUCAGAGGGUGUUCGUGGGUACUGUGAGCGAGUUUUGUGCCAAACAUGCUGAAUGCCCUGUCCUUACUAUCAAACGGCAUGCAGAAGAGACUCCUCAAGACCCUGUUGACGACUAAGUGUGUAUGCAAUGGAUGAGCUAUGUUAAUUGUUAAUAUGUAUAUAGAAUCGCGUCUCCAGUUAGUGAACUAUGCGUGAAUUAUUUGUCGGGUUAUUUGCUGAAUGUUUGUUUGGGUGUGUUACUGGGAUGAAUAUGAUCUAUUGUUGUGACCUCUCGAGACUCGAACCAGUAUAUCUUUUGUGUUUCGAUCACUGUAUGUUGUGCAUGCCCAUAAUCACUUCUACGCCUACAUAGAAUGCCACGAAAAACUUUGAAGGUCUGUAGGCUACUAAGGGUGGGUUCUGCUUUAUUUCGGUCCAUUUGAGUGUAAA
Amaranthus tricolor (Joseph's coat) is the source of this 1344-nucleotide messenger RNA. Its product is annotated as universal stress protein A-like protein. The coding region runs from base 501 to 1031 and encodes 176 amino acids. NCBI's taxonomy places the organism in Eukaryota, Viridiplantae, Streptophyta, Magnoliopsida, Caryophyllales, Amaranthaceae. The record is from RefSeq and is a predicted model, not a curated record. Gene Ontology annotation, molecular function: AMP binding. The transcript has 5 exons.